AUGUCUCGGUCACCAGGAAGAAAGCAGGAGAACCACAAAAUAAGCAGAGAACUUUUUGUACUCACAUAUGGAGCUUUGGUAGCCCAGCUGUGCAAGGACUAUGAAAAAGAUGAAGAUGUCAAUGACUGUUUAGAUAGAAUGGGAUACAGCAUUGGCGUAAGGCUGAUUGAUGACUUUUUGGCUCGUUCAGCUGUGAAAAAGUGCCGUAGUUACUCUGAAACUGCAGACAUGAUUGCACAGGUUGCUUUCAAGAUGUACCUUGGAGUCACCCCUAGUGUGAGCUGCAAUAGUGCCACAGGGAAUGAAUUCUCCUUAAUACUGGACAAAAACCCACUAGUGGACUUUGUGGAGGAGCUGCCAGCAGAACGAGCGUCACUUUGCUAUUGUAACCUCCUUUGUGGGGUGAUUCGAGGUGCCUUGGAAAUGGUUCACUUAGCAGCAGAAGUUUCCUUCCUGCAGGACAGGCUGAAGGGUGAUGCUGUGACAGAAAUAGGAAUUACAUUUUUAAGGAAGCCUGAAGACAAAAAGCACAGAAGGAACAAAUGAAAGAAAU
This is a messenger RNA of Vidua macroura (Pin-tailed whydah), 553 nucleotides long. RefSeq names its product trafficking protein particle complex subunit 3L (gene TRAPPC3L). The transcript has 5 exons. Bases 1 to 546 code for a protein of 181 amino acids. Gene Ontology annotation, biological process: intra-Golgi vesicle-mediated transport; endoplasmic reticulum to Golgi vesicle-mediated transport. NCBI's taxonomy places the organism in Eukaryota, Metazoa, Chordata, Aves, Passeriformes, Viduidae. Gene Ontology annotation, cellular component: cytosol; cis-Golgi network membrane; TRAPP complex. The record is from RefSeq and is a predicted model, not a curated record.